UUUUUUAUAUACAGUGUCAGCGUGUUCUCCUGUGUUUCUUUCUUCGUCGUCGUGGUGAUGCACGAAAAGAUCAGUUUUAAGAAAACGAACGUUACUGAAACUGAAAGCUGGACUUAACGAGGUUAUAAUGGCUAAUAUUAACAUAAGAUUAAUAACUAAACAGCAACAAUAUGCUGUUCCAGAUUAUCCUUUGUCUGUAUUUACAUCCAUUACAACAAAUGAAUUAAAUAAUCUUGUAAAUGAACUUAUAAAAGAGUCUCGUCAAUUGGAUAAGAAGAUAGAUUUUGAUUUCCUAAUCUCAUCGCAGUUCUUACGUACUACAUUAGCUGAACAUAUAUCUGAAAAGGGUCUUUCUACCGAACAGGUUAUAGAUGUUGAGUAUAUUGAAAAACAUCAACCACCGGAGCCACAAUACUGUCUUAUUCAUGAUGACUGGGUUUCUGCAAUAGCUGUAUGCGACAAAUGGAUAUUAACAGGUUGUUACGAUAACACAUUACACAUAUGGUCAUUUAAAGCAAAACAUCAACUUUCGAUACCUGGACAUGGAGCUCCUAUCAAAGCAGUAGCGUGGAUAUCUUUGAAUGAAACAAAUGGAAGAUUUGUCAGUGCGUCACAUGAUCAAUCAACUAUAAUAUGGGAUUGGAAUAUCAAAAGCAAUUCUGUUGAUUGUAUUCAUGUAUGUCUCGGACAUGAGCGAGGAUUAGAAGCAAUUGAUGUGAAUUAUGAUAAAUCAUUAAUGGCGACAGGAUCGUGGGAUACGAUGUUGAAAAUUUGGUCAACGUCUUCACAGGAUGAAACAGAGGAUGGCGAACCUAAUGCAAAAAAAUUAAAAUCAGAUCAUGGAAAAACAAGAGUACCCAAAAGAACAAUGAAAGGUCACAAGGAAGCUAUCAGUGGUAUUACAUGGUCAGAUAAAACAGAACUUAUAACGUCAUCGUGGGAUCAUACUUUAAAAAUAUGGGAUUCUGAAUUAGGUGGAAUGAAGCAUGAAAUUAUGGGAAAUAAAAGCUUUUUUGAUCUUCAUUAUUCAGAAUUAUCUCGGACUGUUAUAACCGCAUCUGCUGACAAACAUGUCAGGUUAUAUGAUCCUAGAUCAACAGAAGGAGCAGUUGUAAAAUCUAUGUUUACUUCACAUACACAAUGGGUACAAACUGUUCGUUGGUCAACGGUAGAUGAACAUUUAUUCAUUUCAGGUGCAUGUGACAAUGAAGUCAAACUUUGGGAUACUAGAAGUCCUAAAGCACCCCUAUUCGAUCUUACUGGGCAUGAAGAUAAGGUUUUAUGUUGUAACUGGUCAAAUCCUAAGUUAAUAGUAUCAGGUGGUGCUGAUAAUACUGUAAGGAUAUUUAAAUCAAAACAAUUCGUGCAUUGAUUGUACUUUCAUCUUGUACAAUUUUAAAUGUAGAAAAUAUUUUACAUUUUUGUAAAAUUUAUAUCUAUAUAUAUAUAUAUAGAAAUAAUUUUGUUUAUUUAUUUGUUCAACAAAUAUUCAGUGCAAUGUAUAAAGUCAAAGUUCUUAAAGUUUUUCCUGUUAACUUUUUUCAUAUUUUAUGAUCGUAUUUACGAUUAUAAUUUAAAAGGAUAUACAUUAUUUUAAAAGAAAAAGUAGUAUAUAAGGACAUUGUACAAAAAGAAAAAGAAAACGGAAUUUAUAGUUGGGCUAUUUCUUCCGUAAUGUUAUAAAAUCGCUAAUGAAAAUAAUAGAACUUUAAUAAUGAUGUAUUAUUACCAGGAGAAAUUUUUGAGCGCAAACUUCUUUUAUUGCACAUAAACCAUCCAAAAUAUGUAAUUAAAAUGAUGUCACUGUAAAUGUUGAAAAUGAUAAGAUAACUUGCUUGUGUAUUUUGUAUUGGUAACAAAUCGAAGUACGGCUUGAACACGUUCCACAGUUAUUUAACCGUAUUAAAUAAAUUUUGUAAUA
This is a messenger RNA of Polistes dominula (European paper wasp), 1921 nucleotides long. RefSeq names its product ribosome biogenesis protein WDR12 homolog. The record is from RefSeq and is a predicted model, not a curated record. NCBI's taxonomy places the organism in Eukaryota, Metazoa, Arthropoda, Insecta, Hymenoptera, Vespidae. Gene Ontology annotation, biological process: ribosome biogenesis. Gene Ontology annotation, molecular function: protein binding.